CCUCCUCCUCCACCUCUGUCUCUGCCUGUCUCCGCACUGCUGGCCUCUCUUCGUUGUGUGUCACAGGCAGCAGCAGCAGCAGCAGACAAUUGGCGAACACAAACGCGGACUGCGGACUCACACUGCGCUCAUAUGCUUCGUUUGGACGUAUCGGGGGAGAAACGCGGGAUUGUACUUUAAUUUGUUGUGAACUGUCUCCGAAAAGCGUUUCUGCCCUGACUGCCCCCCACCCCCUCUCUCCUUACCCCCCUGCGCGUGUGGAUGGUUGACUGCAGAUUUGAUGGUGCUGAGCAGGCUCGUCUGAUUGAAGGCUUGCGGCCAGGGGGGGAAUCUGUGGGGGCCGCAGAGGAAGAAACCUCUGUCCACGGCCGCGUCCGUCCUCUGCCCCUACGAUCGUGAAUGGACUGCGCUCCUUCAGUGAUUUUCUGCAGUCGCUCUGAGUCAUUUGUGGAAGAAGAUGGCGGACAGGGCUGAGAUGUUUUCCCUAUCCACUUUCCAUUCCCUCUCUCCUCCUGGCUGCAGGCCAGCCCAUGACAUCAGUCUGGAGGAGUUUGAUGAUGAAGAUCUCUCUGAAAUUACAGAUGACUGUGGGAUUGGACUCAACUAUGACUCUGAUCCAUAUGAGAAGGAUUCCCUCAUUCUGGAGAAGAAUGACAUGCACCACCCAGUCUGUUCCUUCCAGGACGACUUCCAAGAGUUUGAGAUGAUUGACGAUGAAGACGAGGAUGACGAGGAGGAAGAGGAAGAGGAUGAAGAGGUCGACCCUGAUGCGCCACCAUCCCCCUCUGCCUCUCCUCCACUCUCCCCUACUCUUGGUACUCUAAAGAGCAGACCCACCACACUGAACCUCACCACUGCUGUAUCGCAGGAUUCUCUGAACAACAACAGCAGUCUGUCCCCAAAGAAGGGAAGCUGGCAGGACUCUUUACGCAACCCUGCCUCACAAGGCCGUCUGUCUCCAACCCACUCAUGUCUGGAUGAUGGUAGCCAUGUGACAGGCCAGUGUCCGGCCUCUCCAGUUUCCCAGGCACCAGGGUCUCAGAGCAAAGGUACUCCACCAAAACAGACAGGGGAGGGUGGGAACCCCCAGUCCCCUCACAGGCCCCUCCUCUGCGACAUGGAGGGCAACAGGCGGGAGAGGCCCGAAUACGGCUCAUUUGGUCAACACAAGUCCCACCCAUGCUCUGGUGAUGUCACUGAGCCAAAAGCUGACCCUUCAAUCCAGACAACCAGAGUGCCCUCUGUAGAUGAGCACUCCCAGUGUUCGGACACAGAGGUGGACCAUGACCUCAACAGCGACCACAAUCACAAACAUUCAAACCGGCGUGCCACUGACACCUACACAAUCACCAGCGAGUCGGGUAUGGGGCCAGAAAAUGACCCAGACCCAGAUGGAACCAGUCGCUGCUUGUCAUCCACCGCACCCAUGGGAGCCAACGAUGGGGCAGACACACCUUUGUCUGAUGAGGAGCUGGAGAAAGACUUCGAAGUGGAGUUCAUGUGUAAGGAGACCUAUGAUAUGGUGUGUAAGGAGAAUCACUCAUCAUACGUUGAAUUCCCCUCCAUUGAACCCUCCGAGCCUGCCUCCUUCUCCAGCUAUGUGUCCUCCAGCCGCUCAGAUGCUCUUGACCAGUCCAACAGCUCGGAUGCUGCAGCAAUUUCUGCCAUGGAGGCGGCAGCUAACGACUCCACCUCUCCAUCUUCAGACCCAGGGAUAGCAGAUAUGAACCAGCGGGGUUACAUAACUUCAGACCAGGACAAGGACCUCAGCUCUCCAGGCUCUGACUCUGACAUUGAAGGGGAGCUGGAGGCAGCAUUUGCAUGUGGAGGUCCUGUAGUCUCCAACAUGAUCUCUUCUAUCUCAGAGACAGAGUUGGACCUUACCAGUGAUGACAGUAGCAGCGGGCGCUCAUCUCAUCUCACCAACUCCAUUGAGGAGGCCAGCUCGCCUACAUCAGACCAGGAAUUGGACCCGGAUACAGAGUUAGAGCAGGACAGUGGCAUCGUUGGACUGAAAGCAUCUCUACUUCUGGGCCAGCCGGACCCAAUCAAAGAAGGGUCCCCUCUUCCAUCUCCUUCCCCUCUACCUUCACCCACUAUUGCGACACCAUCCCCGGUUGACUCGCCCAUCUUACCCACUGAGUCUUACGAUGAUGGUCAAGCUCUGAUGGGGCUGCAGAAUGUGGAUGAUGAGCUGUCCUGCGAGCACCAGGCUGACCCAGAUGAAACUCUGCCGCCAGCCCAGCGCUGCGAGGACAGUCUGUCCAGACAGAUGGUGCUCCAGAUAGAACCAGACCACAGCCUAGAGAGCUUCAAACGCUCCUUCUACCUGCCAGUGGGACCCAGGCUAAUGCCAAGUGCAGAUGAAUAUGAUGGAACAAGUGAGGGAGACUCUGAAUCAGAAAGUGAGGAUGACCUGAGUGAGAACUCAGACUCACCUUGGCUGCUCAGUAACUUGGUCAACAGGAUGAUCUCAGAGGGCUCGUACCCAAUCAGCUGUCCCGAGGAGUGUUUCAAGAGGAAGGUGUCUGUGUCUGACACCAUCUCACCAUCCUCAGACAUUGGAGAGGGAGAUGGAUUCAAUGAUGAGGACAGAGAGAAGAAACCAGGGAUGCAGGGAUCAGAGGAAGAAGAGAAGGAGGGUGAAGGGUACAGAAUGGAGAGGAUGGAGCCUGGAGAAAGGAAGAGCAUUGAGUUUUCAAAAGACGGUGCAAUGAGAAGUCCCUGUCUCUAUAUGAACAACCCUACUGGUGACACCAUAACCCCUCUGAUUUUAGAGCGCUGUACAAACAACAGUACCACAGAUUUUAAUUCUGUGUAUACCACUACAGACUCUGAGAAGAACUUCACCGACAAACCAUCGAAGAAUGGCAGGAGACAGGAGGAAGACGAAGAGCCCAAUAACGACUUGAUGAUGCUGGAGGGGAGGAAGGAUCUGGACUCGCCAAGCCUGACUGAGAGCGUGGUCAGUGACAAGGAUGAAGGUAGAGAGACAGAGCCCAGGCCAACAAGCCGUUCCUCGGCCUCUCUUGAGCGGAUCACCGAGGUCAAACACAGCCUGACACUGGACAUCCCAACCGCUCAGACCAACCGCUGCUUCAGCCUUACCUACUCCACAGACAAUGAUGAGGAGGAGGACGACGGGGACUCUUAUCCAUUCCUGGGUGGUUUAAGGAAAGAGUCCUACAGGGGUAGUGACUUGGAGCUUGACAGUUCGCCGCCCAUUGAUGCCAGUGUGCAAGAUCAUCCCAUAUCUGACCAUGACCUCCCACUGUGUGAGAAAGAUCUGGCUCUAAGGCAGCCGAAUGAAGAUGAUGGACUGGCCUAUGAUUCCAUGAAAUACACACUAGUGGUGGAUGAAAAUACUACGCUGGAACUAGUCAGCCUCAGAAGGUGCACCUCUGUUCUGAGCGAUGACAGUGAGCUUUCAACGCUAUGUGACGAGGAGCCUUUGGGAACGGGUGAGGUGGGCUAUGGUCAAGAUGAUGAGGAGGAGGUGAGGCCAGAACUCCUCAGUUCUUCUGAGGACUCCUCCCCUGAGGCUGACCUCCCGUUCUCCAAGAAGUUCCUCAACGUAUUUGUCAACAGCACCUCCCGCUCCUCCAGCACAGAAUCCUUUGGACUCUUCUCCUGUACCAUCAAUGGAGAGGAGAGGGACCAGACACACAGGGCAGUCUACAGGUUCAUUCCCAGACAUGCAGAUGAGCUGGAGCUGGAUGUGGAUGAUCCUUUAUAUGUGGAGGAGGAGGAGGAUGACUACUGGUACAGAGGCUAUAACAUGCGGACGGGGGAGAGGGGUAUCUUCCCUGCCUUUUAUGCCCAUGAGGUCGUAGGCCAGUCUAAGGAGUUGUUGGGAAUGAAAAGAAAUCCAGCAUGGAUUGAGACUUUCAGCGUUCAGUUUUUGGGAUCUGUGGAGGUACCUUAUCACCAAGGCAAUGGUAUUCUCUGCGCUGCCAUGCAGAAGAUUGCAAUAUCAAGGAAGCGGACGGUACAUGUACGACCUCCCUCUCUGUGUGAGCUGGAGAUUAGUUUGCAAGGAGUGAAACUAAUCAUGAGCCUGGAGGAUGAAUAUGACACCCUGGAUGAGUAUGACAGAUGUAGUCACUUCUUCCAGAUGAAGAACAUCUCAUUCUGUGGAUGCCAUCCGAGGAACAACUGCUACUUUGGCUUCAUCACUAAGCACCCCAUGCUGAACAGAUUUGCUUGCCACGUGUUUGUUUCCCAGGAGUCCAUGCGACCUGUAGCAGAGUGUGUUGGACGAGCCUUCCAGGAAUACUACCAGGAACAUCUGGAGUACGCCUGCCCCACCGAGGACAUCUACCUGGAGUAAGAAGUGUUGCCAUGACGACCACCUUCUUCCUCUUCAGCUUGUGUAUGUUCAUCAAGUUUGCCACCAGAGGGUGCUGUCAGUGGGGUCUUCUCUCCAUUGUAAAAUACUCUCCUGUGUCCCUCUAAAACUGGGAUCUUCAUUUCUACAGUAUGCUAGGCAUUUGACUGAUUUCAUUCAUCUCUCUUUCUCUUUGUUUAUUUCCAUCACCUCGAUGGAUUGAUUGCCUGUUUCUUUUAUCUUUUUCUAUGAUAUAAAACUAAGACGCUGAGCACCUGUUUAUUUAAAGGUUCCUCUUUUGAAAUGAAAACAAUAUACCUACUACUGCUGUUUCACUUUUCAAUGCAUGGCUAGUAGGGUUAAUGCACACAGACACACCAAGAAAUACACAUAUCCAAGUGAAUGGCAAGCAGCUCAACAAUCAGUACGGGAAUGAUGUAGAAUCAAGAGGUUGGCGUUUAAUUAACUGUAAAUAUGUAUUUGUUCAAUAUUGACAAACUGCUAAUUUGAUUUCUACUGAUAGUGACAUUGGAGCAAAGUAGAGAGAGUACAGUGAACUGUCCUUGGUCCGAGCUUACCCCUGUGUUGCGUACAAGAUGUAGUGUGUGUUGUAAAUACAUGUAUAGAAAGUAGACAUACAGGCGCCUCAUCCACUCUAAUUAAGAAACUCACAGUUAAGGCGGAUGAAGGGGAUUUUGUUCUUAGUUUUGUCAUGAGUGUUAACAACUCAGACUGAGAGGAGUAAUUGCAGGUGUAUGACUCGGAAUGAACUUUGAAUGUCAUUAGCCCUGCAGAUAUUUUAUUCAGCUUGGAUUAGGCGCAGUAACUGUCAGCGCAUUUGGACGAUAUGACAGACCCCAUUUUACUUUUGUUUGGUCCUUAAAAAUUGCUACGUUUGCUGACCUUCACCAGUGGGGGAGCUUUCAUAGGAAAUCAUUCAGCUGUUAAACUGUGGAUCACUGUAUGCUUUGCAAUGAUUGAUGUGACUUUCAGGUCAAAGCAAGCUAAGGCCCUGUGAAAAGCCAUAUUCUCACACCUCUGACUGUUUAACUCUCGUUUCCAGUGAUGUCUUAGUCUCCGUUUUCUUUUGACUUGGCAGUUUCAAUGAGGGAAAAGGAAUGACUGGAUUGACCUGUGGCCAUCAGUAAUGCUGUACGGCAGCGUGCCUACUGGGCAAUGAGAGCGUCCUGUUAAUAUUUGGUCCUGGUAUCACAAUGGAAUCAAACCUUUAAUAAAGCAUUAAAAAGGAGGUUUUAUAGUUAUGUAAAUGGUUAGACUUUGCUCUUGUUUUUUAAUCUAUGAUGGACAGAACAAAUGGCAACAUGUUCUCAUAUUUAUUUAUUGCUUUUAGUCUGGUCAUGGGUUAAAGCAUUAUUAGCAUGUUACACAAUAGCCUUGUCUGGGGUUGUUGUAACAUAUCAUGGCUUACUUUCUAGCACCUUACAUAGGGGAGGGGGUAUAUUUAAAAAAUGAUGCAGUCACCACAGUUAACUGUUACCUGGAAUUUCAGGCUUUGAAGCUUGCCCCUCCCUAGCAUCCACAUUGUUCUUUCAGACACUGUUCAGCAUCUUGUUCUGCUGCUUCCAGUCACAGUCCACCAGAACAAACAGAACACCUCAGAUCUGCAGGACAUCAGUGUAAAAAGUUAAUUGAACGUUGAUAUGGCAGGAGGGAGGUGGGGUGUUAUCUACAUAUGUAUCGCUGUCAGUUAGAUCAUGUAUAUACAAUAGCGAAUCUAAGAUAGUGCUGUGUCCUUUAUGUUGAGUAUGUUACUGAAAUGAAUAUGUACAUUAAUUAAAAAGAAAUUUUAAAAAAAGAUCACAACCUGACAAAAACCCCUGAGAGAAAAAGAAAAACACGUAAAUAUCUGUGAUCUGCAAUAAUUUUAUUUCAGUGUCUUAUGUUUCUACACAAGGUGUUAUCUCAGUAUCUGUCACACAGGUGGCACCUGGGUUCCUGCCAACUCCAUUACUCUCUACAAACAGGCUUUCAGCACAUUUAGGGCACAUUUGUGAGAUGUGACAUCAUUAGUGUGUGACGCACCCACCAGACUACUGACCAAUCUGCUGUUAGAGCUGAAUAGUGACUGAGUCAGCCGCCACUGGAAAACUAUUAUUGCGUCUUGCCGAUUAUAGUAAUCGCCUUUGAGCUCCGACAGUGUGACCCAUUUCUGAUCUGUAUCUAUUUGCUUCUGAUUAUGUUUUUCUAUCUUGUUACAGCCUAGUUAAAAAUCCUUCUUUCCACACAGCUACACAAAAACAACCUCUGAGGAUGAUCUAGUCCCAUAUAGCCAUUGAGACAUACAUUAACAGUUAAACCAAACUUUUGACUUUAUUACAUUAACAAGAUUCUUCACUGUAUACCUAGAGCAAAACAGUAUGUGACAGAACAAACAUAUCCUAUCUUGUAUCUUUAAAAACAAGGACUUGUAAAAUUCAAGGGAAAAACUAAGAAAAAAAAUGACAAAAAAAUCACUCUGCCUUGUCAUGGAUUUGGUCUUAUGAAUAAAAUAUAUGCUUGAUGUCCAAAA
Messenger RNA from Lates calcarifer (barramundi perch), 6857 nucleotides. RefSeq names its product mitogen-activated protein kinase 8 interacting protein 2 (gene mapk8ip2). Lineage: Eukaryota; Metazoa; Chordata; Actinopteri; Centropomidae. Gene Ontology annotation, biological process: regulation of JNK cascade. Gene Ontology annotation, molecular function: protein binding. The record is from RefSeq and is a predicted model, not a curated record. Gene Ontology annotation, cellular component: cytoplasm. Bases 458 to 4330 code for a protein of 1290 amino acids. The transcript has 14 exons.